GUUCUUUGCAGAGCAGCGUUGUGUUGUGAGAAAUAAAAAUGAUACGAAGGUAAUUAAAACUGCGAGCAGUUCUGCUUUAAAAUUCCGUUUCACCCACUUCCCUGGCAUCACAUUGUGUCUCAGCACAGGGGGCAGCCUGUAAAUCUGUUAUUAAAUUUCACAACUACCUGAAGUUAAAAACAAACAGCAGGAACCUUUUGAACUUCUUUUUUUUUGUAUCAGAGAGCUGACACAUUACUCGUUGUAUUACAUUUGAAUUAAUGGUGUUGACCUGAAUGAUUUUAUGCAAACAUUUGGCCUCAGUGAGCCUGCAAAAGCGAAAUCCUCAAAGUGAAGUAUCUUCAAAACUCCUACAGAAACAUUAUCUAUUGAUCUAUCAAUUAUUAAAGCAUUUUUUAAAGCAAAAAUGUACACUCUACCUUCCCAAAUGCUGGUUUAAGUAUUCUUCAAUUCAUUUUUUAUAGUCUGUGGAUUGUCAGUCACAGUUUGGAGAAGUUGUGAUUACUAUUUUACACUAUUUUACAAAGAAAGACACUAGAUUAAUCAAUAAUCAUUAGUUUCUCCAAAAUCCAAAGUGCAGAGACAAGUAUUAUUCCUCUAUUGAGACUGUUUCCUGAAUAGUCCUUGUGUUAUUUAUGAUCAUGAACACAUUUUCCCCAGAGAUAUGAGAAAAAUCAGCACAGUGAAUUUAGAUUCUAAAAAAUAACACAGAACAGUAGAUUUUGUAGACUUGUACAAUAUAUAUCUGAGCCUGUGCACUCAAAUGAGCUUUGUUCCUCGGUGGUGUUCAUGUGGAUUAACAGGCUCAAAAAUAUUCCUGGCUGUUUUCCUAGUGAUUGCUCACCAUCUUUCAGUUUAUUCUCUGGAGAACUCUAUUGCAGCUUAGACCCACUGACCUCGUGAAGUUUGAUUUACGGAAGUCUGGUUCCUGUUUCAUGUCCAUAUUUCUGUACUGGUCGUGCUGGAACAUAUCACAGCCGUGCAUUUGCAUUCAUUUAACCCAUUUAUAUCUGAGUAUCAGCAACUUAUUUGCACUGUUUUUGUUGUUGUUUUUGCAGCGAAUGCUUCAGUUGUUUUGCACUCUUAUGAAGGACAUUUUGUGGGAACAAACUGACAGCUCAUCUCUCCUGGUUUAAUGAUAAUUACUAAAUGAAAGUGACUCAGACUCUCAUGCAAAUGUGUGCUCGGGACAGUAGGUAACUGUGGGUGCUGAUGAGGAGCUGGGCGGGUGCUGGAGAUGUGUGGGGGGGGUGCCGUAGCGGGUGGCCUUAUGAUGCAAUGUUCUGGCAGCAGUGUUAUGAAACAGCAUGAAGGCAGAGAUUACUCAAACUAGGUUAGUGGAGCAGCUGAGCACAGAACACCUACAGUCACUGAUUCUUUUUUCUGCCUCUCUCUCUUCUCUCUCCCACAGUAACAGACAGACAUAAGUGUGCACAUUCUUUUGUUUUUUCCUCUGCAAAACCAUUUUCCUCUGCCACUUCCUUGUUUCUGCUUAUCUUUAUUUUUAUUUAUACAUUUCCCGGCCUCAAUUGUGUCAGCCAAAAUGAAGCAUAUUGAAACAGCUUGAUGUUUUCAUUCAUGCACACAUGUUCAAAUCCUUAUGUUUCGAGCCUUUUAGACAAUUUUUUUCCUCUCAGCCGCCUGUGUCGGCUGUUUUUUCCCCCUCUUUCGCCCUGUGCACAUCUCCUGCAAAGCCCCUCUGUUCUAUGUCUCCCUUGACAACGGCAGUGACACUUUGACCUUAGCUCUUACAUAACUGCUGCGCAGCUCAGUUCGAAAGCAGAGGAAGCAAAGAGAGAGAGAGAGAGAGAGAAAGAGAGGGAGUGGGAGGAGGAGGGCUUAGGCAUGGCUUCGUAUGUGGCAGACAUUUUGUUGCCCGAUGAUAAAGUAAAAGGUGAGGGAGAAGCAGCAAGGAAGAAGAAGAAGAAGAGCUUAGAGUUUUUGGAGGGUUGCCAGCAGCAGCAUAACAGGAUGAGGGAGCAGAUGGGGGAGGCCGGCAAAAAAAAAAUUAUACAAAAACGGAUGGAUGUUUAUAUCACAGACUGUGUGACAACAAGCAGAACUGCAGCACACACAAAGUGGUAGAAGUGUCCAUGUCACUGUGGAGCAAAACUGUCAUUUAAAGUGACAGAUAUGAAGAGCCUGCAUUGGUUCCCUGAGAUAAAACAGACUGCAAAAGAAUAUUGUAUAAGAGCAGUUUUUUAUGGGUAAAAUGCAACGUUGGUGACUCUCUUUUAUUACAGCGCUGCAGAAGGUUUAGACUCGCUUCUUCAGUGACAAUGUGAAGACACAUGGAUGUCAUCUGAAUGCAGAGAACCAGUCCCACUCACUCUGUUUCUGUGUUUUGUACAGUGGAAAGCUGAUUUUCAGAUUUUCCCACCCACCCGUGAAUCUGCGCAUGGUGCCGACUCUUUGAAUCUCGGACGAGCUGGCAUUUUGUUGUUAUGCAGAAGGUCUCGUUGUUAGGAAUGGCACACAGUUUCUCCUGGCCCAGAUCAAAGCCAGUGUAGCCUUGUGACUCCCCGGGGUUGAAUUUAAAGGCCUCGCUCACAUCAAAGAGUCUUUGUAGGGAUGAGGGCCCAACUGUAACUGAUUGGCUGCACAUGGUUGCAGUGGGGCCCCAUGGCCAAUCCUUCCUCCUUAGCAGCACCGGCUCUUUACAUUCCAGUCUGGCUUCUUACACGCCAUAUUGUAAAUUUUUUGCAUGCAUAUGUGAACUGGGGUAAUUUAACGUACAUUUUUCAUGGACCGUAUUCACCACUUGAUACCCUUUCAUUUUCUAAUUUGUACUAAUUUGUACACAAGUGCUUACACCCACAAAAUGUAUACGUGCUGCACUGUGCCAGACAGUUUGCUGAGAUUAUUUCAGACUCCUGCCAUCCACAGAGCUGUAAUCCCUCACUCCUGCUUCCCUCAUGUUAAUCUCCUGUUUUCUUCUCUCCGUUAAUCCAACCCCCCUCCCUAAAGCCACGGCUCUGUAAUCUGGAGCUAUGAGCUCUGCUGCGUCACUAGGUCAGUGUGUCAUAUGCAGUACUGUCACAAUCUACCCAUCCUCCUCCUCUGCACAACUCCACUUUACAUCUCCGUCCUAUCUCCAUCUUUUCUAUAUUUCAUUCGUCGUUCUUUUUUUUUUAAUCUCCCCAGCUCCUGUUACCACUCUACACUCCCGCACAUCUGCUUCUUUUUCUCUCGCAGUUUCUCCUUAUCAGUUCCAUUUUUUAUACACUUCUCAACGGCAGAGUUUGAUAAAGGCUGCAUGCAGAAUAAAUAGUACGAGUUCAAUCACCGGUCAUAACAACACACAGAUUAUCUCACUGAGCACUCAUGUUGCCUCAAAGUUACAUGCAUCACAGGAAGAACCUAUAUUCUUGCGGUGUCCUUGGCCUGCAUAUCUCUCAGUUACAUUGCGGAAAUGACCUAUUGUUGAGUCUCUAAAAAUACUUUUUGAGCCAGUAAAAAAAUAGAUAAUAUCAGCAUCUGUUUUGAAGCUUUAGAGCGACCUGCACAGAAGUGAACCCUGAUUGUAGUUGAUAGACCAACAAGUAUUUAGGAAUCAAAACCUGGCCAGUCCAUUUGAUACAUGAAAAUAUCCAUAAAUCCAUCUAUUAGCUAUACUUAUUUCACCCUGUAGAGGUUCACAGGCAAAUGGAGCUUCUCCCAGCUGACACUGGGUGAGAAAUGGGAUACAUCCUGGAACGGUCGCCAGUCCAUUGUAGGGCUACCAUAAAGAAACAACCUCCAUGCAUCCUCACACUCACCACUUAAUCUACAAUAUGUGUAUGUGAACAUGUGGGAGGAGCUAGACCACGACUCCAUAGAGAAAACCCCCAGUCAACCGGCUGGUUCGAACCAAGCGCCUUGUUGCUGUGAGGCGACACUGCAAAUCACAUCACCACUAUGCCACAGUAUGUUAAUGAAAGGAAAACUUUGAAUAUUAUUUUUAUGUUUUCACCUUAAGCCUUGACCACUGCACAGCAGUUAAAUGAGGAUUUACUUUAGUCUUAUAGACUGUAUUCUCUGGGUUUUACAUGGAUGGUUUUCUGCCAAAUUUGAAAAUUAUUAUUAUUUUUAUGAUUUUUUUUUCUGUGUAUCUGUUGUUAUUGUUUUGAAAUCAAUGGGCCUCAAGUGAGUUGAAAAAAGGCAAUAUCAUAUCCUAUGUAACAAUCAUAGAUUAUACACAUUUUAAUCAAUCACACUAGUUGAAUGUUAGAAUCUUCAUAAAUAAUAACUUAAGAUUUUUUUUAAAUUUACGUCUAGCCAAGAUAUUUAAUGUUACACAUAGAAAUACCUCUAAAAUAAAUCCAAACAAAUCGCAUUGACUCUGACAGAGGAAAACAUAUUUAUUAGACAUAUUAUAUGUCUAGUGUCUGUUCCAACAAACACCUCCUCCUUCCUGCAAACACAUUUGCUGACACUGAAUUUUACCACUAAUGCCCCUAAACAUUCAAAGCAGGUCAAUGCCUCUCUGCUGUCAGCUCUGAACAGGGAAAUAUUGGUUGUUCUCUAUUCCCCUUGUACAAAUAGUUACACAAAUCAAACAAGCAAUUCACCUCUUUCUACCUCCACAGCAUACCAAUAUGUCUGCCAAAGAGGACACGUCUUUGUUACGUGUUGCUAAAUUUGGACAAGUCUUUAUGGAAAAGUUUUCUUCUGUGGCUGUUUGAAUAUGUAAACGCCAUGCUGACACACAAACACACACCGAGUUACGCCUAUGUUUAAAUUUCUUCAGUAUGUCUGGACUUGUCUUGACAAACAUGAUCAGCAGCGAUUGUGUCGCUGUAUAGCUCACUGUCUCCUUUUCCCUUUCCCCCACCCUUCCACAUUUCUCUUCUUUGUUCCUCACAAAGCAAGUUCAACGUCCACACCCACGAAAGCCUGAAUAGAGGGAGGACUGUGUGGUGUUGACACAGUCACAGUACCGAACAUCUAAUUGAAGUAAUGCAUUAUCAAAACAAACGAUGGCCGUGAUUGACUGAAGUCUGAAUCUGUCCAUAAUCAUAACUGAUAGCAGUGGGCUUUUUAAAAUACGUGUUUGCCUCAGUGUGGAAAAAACUGUGCAGCUCGUGUCUGUGUCAACAUUAACACAGAAAUCUGAUGCAGAUACAAAUGCAUGCCAUGCAAAGAUGUGGCAGGAGUAAAAAGGGGUCUCCAUGGCAACUAGGUUGUGUUUAUCUUGAGUGUGAAUCAACGUGCUUCGCCAUGUGAAGCUGACCCAGUUACACCCAAGUGAGUGCAAAUGCACACACAUAAGGUCCAGGGGUACACACUCUGCAUGCACAUGCGAUCACACGUGUAAUAGCACUUGGACGCUGCCAACAUUAGGAUAUUUCUAUCUAGAAUAAAUAAGGCCAGCGAGUGUAGUGAGUAGAAACAAGUUAUUCCAGUAUCCUGCACAUUUUCCUCAACUGUGGCAAUUCUCACUUCUUUCUCACGUCUCAUUGCUUCCUCCAUCUUCGGCCUGAUGACCUAAAUCUGUUGUGUGCCAUCCACAGGCCACUGCUGGACACCAUCCUUAUCUCACUAGUCUUUCAUCCUCUCAUUUUCUUUUUCCUCCCAUAUUCCCUCAGAUCAUCUACUCCCUUUUUUUUAUACUGCAAGACCUCUAACUGCCUCAAAUGACCUAAUCAGGGAAGAAUGAUAGUUUUCUGAAGAUGACUUCAUAUUCAUGCAUGACCAAAUCACUGAAACACUGAAAAAUCAGUUUUUCUUGUGCAGCUCCCAAGUUGUUUCUGAAGUGGGUUUAUUGUAUUCACCACCCAGAUUUGUGGCAUCUUGCUUAAAUGCCAGUUGCACACAUAUAAUAAACAAAUUCUCACCCCACAUUUUUGUUUAUCAAGACAAACACUGCAUUUGAGAAUCAGGCAUGGGUGAGAUGUGGUAAUUCAGUUCAUAUAUAACCGCCCAGAUGACUCAUCGCCACGCAGCCAGCGGAAACAGAGACAUCCAGUGUUGGGAUUGUGCUAUAACAUGCUGAGCUUAUGUAAUACUUGGAGUUUGCACUUUAGCAUGCUGAUUUAAUGAUUUUUCAGUCCAGAUUGUGAGAACGCUUCUCAGACACAUCACAAGUCACAAGUAAAGUAUGAUCUGAGGUUCAGAAAUUACAGAUGAAUGCUGUGAUUGUUGUCUGUCAUAUUUCCCAUUUACACACAUGCGUACAGUAGAGGAGUUUCUGUGGGAGUGGGUUCUCGAAGCAAAUACAGUAACACACUUUCUGGUGACUGCUCGCUGCCCCCCCAAAAAAGUUGCAGAUAACAGACUGACAGCCCCCACAAACAUUAUGCAAUGAUGGAUCAUUAUGUAAUCUGUAAUCACAACAAAAAGCCUGGGCCAAAGCAUUUUGAAACUGUCUGAGUAACAGAUCCACACGGAGCGAUUGGUGAUUCAUCUGAGCUGAUUGGCACCUGUGAAAGUGCAAAUUGUCUCUGUUGCCUGUGUGCUUGGAUGCCGACUCGGAGGAUGUUAUCACUCAGUCAAUGAAAUGGAAGCUUGUGCAGUGUUUCUCCACAUUCAGGAGGUGUGCAGAAAGUCUGCAUUGCGUCACAGCAGGGAGCAGAGGAAAAGGGAGAGAAAGGAGACAGGAGGGAGGGUGAGCAGGGGCACAGCUGGGGGAGAGAGGGGUGUGUUCUCACUGACCUAGUUAGAGCUAUGGAAACCCCCGCCUCCCUCACCCACCCGCUCCCCCCCACCUCCUGCCUCACUACUGACGUGUAAAGGGCACUUUCAAACACUACCAGACAGACAGAACUGAACGCAGGGAGGCAGGGAGAAGAAGAAGAAGAUAGCCAGGCGGUUAGAGAGAGACGUACAGAUCAACAGACUGGCUGAUCUGAGUCAAGAAAGAUGAGACGGACUGAGACUAGCAGACAAACAUAUCACGCCGUGAUAUAUCAGAUCCGGGUAGAUCUGGGAAAUAUCUCUGUGAAAACAGGAUAAGCCCACAGGGAUUUAAAACUAAUUAAUGAUAACAACAGGCUACGUUGGAAAUACUGAACCCCUUCAUAUCCUGUGCAAUAUUAGAUUUCUGCCUUUGUUUUUCAGAGAAUAAUAUCUUUGAGGCAUGAAGAAGCUUUUAAUAAAAUCUUAAAAUUGCUAAGAAAUGCAAUAACUGCAAAAUACAAGCUGUAAUUACUAAUAAACAGGAUCUAAUCCAACAUUUCCUGUGCUUUUCAGGGUUCCUUUUCUAGAAAUCUUGAUUUUCAAGGGCACUGUAAAGUAAGAUGUGCUGCAAGGAUGAGCAAGUGAACACACUGUAUUGAUUGCAAGUGUUUCACAUAAUUAAGUCACUUUAUCUGCAGAACCAGGCAGCUUUCUAAACCCAGCCUUCAGUGUUUUCUCUUGGAUAAGGGUUUUGUCUUUCUGGUUUCAAAAAAUCCACAUUACAGUUCAGAGGCCGCAGACAAACGGAGCAGAUUACUCCUUUCUUGAAAGCGGACCACAAAACUUUCCUCAAACCAAACUGUUUUACCUAAAAUAGACAUUACAAGUUAAAGGGCAACUUCAUACUUCCAAACCUUCCUGCUCUGUCAUCUGUUUUUGUGUCAUGUAUUCUCAUUAGUUCCGUUUGGCUCGUCCAAAAACUUUUCCAGAUUACAUUUUCAGACACCCCCUCCUUUUUAAAAAGCUCUCAGUUGUUCUUGGUUUCUUUCGUCAAUCGUUCCCUUCCCUUGCUGAGUGAACUUUCAGCCCCGUUUCUGUUGCUGAAGUCCUUGCCUUUGAUGACUGACUGAAAGUUUUCUGUUUGUGUCAGACUGUUUCUGCAAUAUCUGAAGCGUUGUCAUUACAGACACUUUUAUUCCAGUUUGACCCUGAUCACUGUAAAACCAAACACAAUACAGGUUAAGCUCUAAACCCACAAACAUAAAUCAUGAACAUUUAAACACUCAUGACUGUGACACAGACACAAUCACUGUAUGUAGUGUUGCUAGGAGCCAGAAUAAGGAACACGUUUUCAUCUUCUCAACAACUUCUUUUUUUCUUCUUCUUCUAUCCAUGACCUCAUUCGCCCAAGCGGAAGGCCUGCGUACUACAAACUAGCAUUUCUUUGCCCGUCAUUGUCUGUAGUUCUAAAAUAUGAGCGCAGAAUUGGACCAAGGCCUUAUGAAAUAUUACAACGCUGACAAUGAUUCAUCUCAGUCUGAUUUAAAUCUGAUCAAGGUUCACGAUUAUUGUGGACAAACCAGGGAACGUUUCAUUAUCAUUGUUGCUCUUUACUCUGAUAGCAAUGUCCUCCGCUCCUGGAUCAUUUAAAUGUUGUCUGUCAUUGUCAUAGAGACUCAGUAACCAUUAAGUGGACUUAUUCUGACAUUGGGAUUAUGCUUAAUCAUUGUCCAGAAUAUGUGAUAUGAAACGCUGUUGCUUAGUCAUCGCUGAAAACACACCCUCCCUCACAAAUGUGAAUCAGACCUCUGUAGACAAACAAGCACAUAGUUACUGUAAGACAUAGUUACCGGGACAAAAAAACAAACACAAACACUCAUUCUGUGAGGAACUGAAUUCCUCCAUUUCUAAUUAAAUGCUCAUUAACCGGGCCAUCAUUGUGCAGCGCCUGGUUUGCAUGAGUGGCAGCCAGGCUGGCCUAUGUCCAGGCUUCAGCCCAUCUGUCUGAUUGGAUAGAAGAUGCUCUCUGACACUAACCCAUGAAGCAGGUUCGCCGGAUCUGCAUGAAGAUAGAGAAACACCUGCAGAUGUGUUGAUGAUUUCUCAGCCUGUUUCAAUUAGCAGUGUCUUACUGAAUCCAAAAACCUAUUUAGAAAGGUUCUUUCAUAAACAGAUGUUUAAUCCAGAGGUCUGGGGCUGUUCUACUGUCAGCUGCUGACAGUCUUAGGAGAAAUCAUAGGCCACUUUCGCUCAUCAAUCGAUGUAUGACAAUUGAAAAUAAUGUUGGGACGAAACAGUUUCCAGAUCAGAACUGACACACUGACACAUAUUUUGACAUUUGCUGGCCGAUCUUGCAGCUAACAAAAGAAAACACUGACCCAUUUCCCUUUACACUCCAGUGAGCAUUAUGGUUGUAAAUUGUGUCUCUUGCACAAUACAUUUUGCGAUUUCCUUUUCUAGUCCGGCUUUGUCGGUGCAGCUUUUGACCUCCUGCUUUAAUCUCCACCAUAAUGUGCCCUUGUUUCUUUUUGUGUUUUGUUGUUCUCCUCGUUGUUAAAUUAUCGCUUGGAAGGCAUAUUUUUGACAAAAAACUUUAAAAAAAAAAAAAAUAAAUAAAGCUCUGGCUAAAAAAGGCAUGCAGGAAGCUAUAUAAGGUGAAUGCAGAAAUGCAAAAAUAGAAAUAUUUUAAUGAGUUUGUUUCAUGACAUUUGUGUAUCUACGUGUGAAUUUCCAUUAUGCAAAAGUCUGCUCUCAUUGUCACUUGUGGGAAAGGAACUGGUUUUGUGAUCAGCAGAUGUACUCAACCACUAUCUCGCUAUAUGCACGUAUAUUUCCCCGAUGAUGCACAUUUAGCCACAGAGACAGACACAUGUUCAAAAGUAGAGGAAAUGAUGCAAAUGUAGCAGAACUUUGCAUAUAUCUGUAGAAGGCAGAAUUCUUGUGCAGCCCCCUGUAAAAUCAGUUAAGCAAGAUUUAUGAACAAGAGUGCAGCUCAGUUGGACAACUUCUUCAGGAUGACGAGCAACAUAUGCAGCAUCACCACUAAUGCAAGCUGCAAGAGGGAUAUCCUUCAGGGUGUGGGUUAUAGUUCAGUGUUUCUUCUGGGUUUCGUUGUCAAUGCAGCUGCUCUGUGGGCCUUCAUUUCCAAACGGAAAGCCUGGACAGAAACCCACGUCUACAUAUUGAACCUGGCUCUAGCUGACUCCGCUCUCGUCCUCUUCCUACCCUUUAGGAUCUAUGAUGCCUUCUUCUGCAUGCCCGUGUGUUUAUUUUGUACCUUCCUCAUUUACACUCAUUUCAUCAACAUGUAUGCCAGCAUCUGGACCACGGCGGCCAUCAGCGUCCACCGCUAUCUGGCUGUAAGGUUCCCGCUGAAGGCCAGAUCAUGGCGGAAGAAGAAAGAGAUGGCUUUUGUUGCGUGUUUGGUCAUUUGGGUGCUGCUAAUCACAGUGGGAGCCAUCUUCUGGAGGGACAACCACCCCAUAAAUCUCUGGAUGUGCUACGAAAGAUGCAAAAAUAUACCACUUCAUGCACAGUUUAUGGUGCUUCUGGAGGUUCUGGGCUUCCUCCUCCCACUACUGAUUGUGAUGUUCUGUUCCAGUCGGAUCAUCUGUAUUUUGUCAAGGGAGAAAGACAAGUCGGAGGAAAAGAAACGCAGUGUUGGCCUAGUAACAGCAAACAUGAUUGUGUUUAUAGUUUGCUACACACCGAUUCAUGUUGCCUUCAUAGUCAACUACUUCAAUGUUGUACCUUCAAACUGGACGUCUGUAUAUAUACCUCAACACGUGUAUUUACUUGUGUCUGAAUGGAUCGCGUCCACAAACUGCUGUUUUGAUUCCGUCAGCUAUUAUUUCUUAUUGAAAAGAGUUUAUUCAGUAAGUCAGCGAAGGCCUCAAAAUUCCUGUAUCUAAAAACAGCAUUUGAAUUACAUUGGCAGGAAAGGUCUCACGUCAUGUCUCAUUCAUAUCAUAUCAGAUUUACUGUAACUGCCAGUUUCCACCUGUAAAUAGUUCAUGUAGACAUCCGAGUCAUAAUUAUAACCAAGUUUAAUUUUUCUGAAUGCUAUGAUGCAUCUGACUAGCUCCUAAAAACUAUGGAGUAAUAAAACACCCUACUCAGUGUAAUCACACUUGGCCAUUAAUAGUGUGGUAUGAUAUUCAUUGAAGAAAUUGUUGGUUGAUUGAUUGAGACAGCUCCAUUAUCACUUUCCUUCCCACAUGAAAUGAUUUCCACAUAAUGAAAAUGCAACUGAGUUGCGUUAUGGGAAUUGUAGGAAGCAGAUUGAUACAUUCUAGGCUACCUCAGCUUCAUGUUUUUGACAAUUUUUGUUCAGUCUGCUGUAAGUUCUUCAACUUCUUGGCACUGCAAUACAAAAAUGGUGGGGCGCUUCUUUAAGUUAAGAGUAUGCUAUAGGACAAACAGGCCAGGGCGUUUUUGAACUUUUUUUUUUUUUACUUGAUUCUGUUUUAUGUAUAACAAUGUGCACUGAUCAGCCACAACAUUAAAACCACUGACAGGUGAAGUGAAUAAACUGGAUCAUCUAGUUACAAUGCAGGGUUCUGCUUGAAAACCAUUGGCCCGGACAUGCCUAUGGCUGAUAUUUUGACACGUAUCUUCCACCAUAACAUUACUGCAGACCAAACAGCAAUACCAGAUGACAGCGGCUUCUUCCAGCAGGACAAUGUGCUUCUCCACACUGCAUAAACUGUACAGGAACAGCUUGAGGAGCACAACACAGAGAUCAAGCACUGACCAGGUCUUCAAACUCUCCAGAUCUCAAUCCAGAACAUCUCUUCCUGGGAUACAUGUAUAUAAGGAUCUGUUUUGGUGGCACCAGGGAGACCUACACAAAAUUAGGCAGGGGGUUUUACUAAUGUGGCUAAUUUUACUGUAUAAUGUUUCUAUUAAAGUAAAUGUUCAGUUGGAUAACUGUACACUUAUUUUGUAUAUAUGGAUGAUUUUAGGCAUUCUUUACAUCUGCUUGGACAAUGUCAUUACCUUGCUUGUAUUAACUCCUCAGCUGCCUCAGUAAUGUCUGUGAAUAUGUGUGUGUUUUGAGAAAUAAAUAUCUACUAUCUAACUCA
This is a messenger RNA of Amphiprion ocellaris (clown anemonefish), 11681 nucleotides long. RefSeq names its product G-protein coupled receptor 35 b (gene gpr35b). Lineage: Eukaryota; Metazoa; Chordata; Actinopteri; Pomacentridae. The coding region runs from base 9573 to 10508 and encodes 311 amino acids. The transcript has 2 exons. Gene Ontology annotation, biological process: phospholipase C-activating G protein-coupled receptor signaling pathway; positive regulation of Rho protein signal transduction. Gene Ontology annotation, cellular component: membrane. Gene Ontology annotation, molecular function: G protein-coupled receptor activity. The record is from RefSeq and is a predicted model, not a curated record.